This is a messenger RNA of Dioscorea cayenensis subsp. rotundata (Guinea yam), 1309 nucleotides long. RefSeq names its product nuclear pore complex protein NUP58-like. The transcript is spliced from 4 exons. The record is from RefSeq and is a predicted model, not a curated record. Gene Ontology annotation, biological process: nucleocytoplasmic transport. Gene Ontology annotation, molecular function: structural constituent of nuclear pore. NCBI's taxonomy places the organism in Eukaryota, Viridiplantae, Streptophyta, Magnoliopsida, Dioscoreales, Dioscoreaceae. Gene Ontology annotation, cellular component: nuclear pore. Bases 1 to 975 code for a protein of 324 amino acids.
AUGCAACAAGCUCGUAGAAAACGCAGGGUUACUUUUGCUUCUUCUCCGACGACGUCGGGCCAUGGCUCCGGCGCUGCGCCGCCGGAGAAUCGGGGGGCUCAUGGAGGCGAUGUGCCAAUGGAGGAGAGCUCUGGGACCUCAGUGCCAAUGGAGGAGAGCUCUAGGACCUCAGAUAAGAAGCAGCAGAAGGAGAAUAAGCAGCGGCCGCAGCGGCAGGUGGUGAUCGAGCCGAAAUAUCUCUAUAAGUUGGACGGAUCUCCGGCGGAAUAUCAAACAAAGUUCGAGAAGCUCCAUCCGAUAUCGCAGCAGCUGGUGCUUGAGAUCCAGAAACGAAUUAGGGAAUACAAGGAUGAAAGUCGAAGCUUAGAUGAAUUCAGCUGUCUUUAUGAUUCAUUGGGUUCAGGCCGUUGCUUUGAGGAUGAUGCUCGUUACUUCAACCAGCAAAUCAGAGGGCUGUGUAUUGCUCACCAAAAGGAACAUAUUCUUGCGGAAGAACUCAGGGAUGUUUCUAUGAAAAUUCUGCGGGCCACAGAUGAUGCUGUCCGUUCGUAUACAGAGCUUAGAAAUAAAUUCCAUUUGCCCAGUUCCAUCAGAGCUUCAAGUGUACAUACUUCAACCCAGAUGGCUGGGUUGGCCGGAAUUUAUAGUGCUGCCGAUCAGCCAUCCAUGCCUUUCCCCGCAGCUUCUGGUUUCCCCUUCAUGAUUGCGAGACCGUCUUCAUUCAUGCUGAAAACACUGGCCAGGUUUGAUCAAUAUCUCACUAAAAUUAGUCAGCAGAUUGUAGAACUGGAACAACUUGUUCAGCCAACCAGUGAAUUUUCAAGCUCAAGCGUGUCAUCGUUACAAUCAAUACCACGCAUUAUGUCAAAUGUGCAUGAUUUCUUCAUCCAUGUUGCUGCCAAGGUGGAGAAACUUCAUCAGCAUUUGAAUGAAAUGAAUGACUACCGUGCUACUGGUGCCGUCUUGAGGCGAUGAAAAUGAACCAGUUCACCAUGGAUGAUUACUGACAAGCUGCUUCAAGAACUCUUAACUAACUUCACAUUUUUUGGAAAAGCUGCAAAUACUUGGGUAUAAUCAUACACUCUAAGCUGUAGUAGUGUGUGUGUGUGUGUGUGUGUGUGUGUGUGUGUGUGUGUUUUACUCUAGUUCUUGGACUCAUAUACUGACAACUACAUCUGAAAACACUUGAAUUGGUCUAUGUAAAUAUACAUGUAAUCCAUCACUAGAACUUUUUUGAAGCCCAGUGAUAAUAAAAAUUCAUUGAUUUGUAUCUUAGAGAAAUCACUCAGCAGUAAAACAUUUGACUAAG